UGAGCCGAUCAAGUCUUCCAGUGGAGCAUAUGACAAGGAGCCUCCUGGUCUUAUUAUCGUUAUUGGCGCCAGUAGGUGUGCAAUCCCUGUGUAUAUCCACAGGCAUUGCUGCUGAGCAGCGCCGGUCUCUCCGAAAUGCAUCUGGAGCUGAGAUCCCUGUGGGAAUUCUCUCCGGAACUUGGCCGUCUGCCCCACUCCUAUCGGAGCUGGUAUCCAUUCUCAUCAACGAAGUGAUUGGAUAUCAGGCCCAGAUCGAUGAGAGGGCUGCAGAAUAUGGUGGCUCACCCAUCUAUGGCCUAGCAGGAUGUAUCAACUUCAAUGCCCCUACAGACAAGAGGUGUGGGGAGGAGGAGACGCGUAUGCACGUCUCGACAGACUCAUGGGUUGGAGGUUAUCGUCCAGAUUUCAAACAGAUGCACAAGGAUUUCCCAGACAUCGCGCCUGAAGAUCUGGGUUCUGUUGGUUAUGAGGGGGAAGAGACGAUGUACGUUUCAGAGGCCGUCUUCGAUGCUGCUUACUCUCAGAAAGGCCUGAUCUUGGCCCAUCAUAAGGGCUACAACCGAUCACACGGCAACGCCCAGAUGUUCUUCGAUUCGGUGACGGAGAUCCAAGUCUCAGAUUUGAAGCUCUGUGUGGAUUCAGAGCUCAACAACCCUUCCAGAAUGGAACCAUAUGCGCGAUUUUCGGGUGACUCUGAGGGUGUCGUGAGUGGCGCCGCGGGCGUCGUGGCCAAGUGUUCUGAUGGAUAUUGGUGGCCCUCCCCUGCCUGCCGCGAUGACGUGGCAGGCUGUAUCCCCUUGAUCACGGGCGGCAAUGGCUGGCGGAUUCAGGCCUUGAUGCAGUGGGCCACUGCAUACGAUAUGCCCCUAGCCGUAGGGGUCGCCAAAGCUUGGGGUGAUUAUGUCAACCUCAUUUCAUCCAAGAGAGUGCUAUUCUAUUGGUGGGUCCCAGACUCCACCUUCAUCCAGAUGCAACCGCACCAGGUACAUUUCCCUCGGCAUAAUCCAAAAGAGUGGGCCCUUGGAGAUAAGAAGACCUCUUUGGCGACCAGCGACAUCUCCAACAUGGUCAGUGCUGAUUUGGCAGCCAAGGCCCCUAAAGUGCGCUCCUUCAUGUCCAGUGUCAGGUUCAGUCUUCUGGAAGUCCAAGACAUGUUGCUGCAGAUCAGUAUGGGCAGCAGCAAUUAUGAUGUGGCGUGCAAGUGGAUCCAGGACAAUGAAGCUAUUUGGUCACAGUGGGUUCCCGUGGAUACCAACUGCCAGGAAGGCUUCGGCAUGGUGGAUGCUUCAGGCCACUUCGUUGAGAACCGCAGCGAUGCCGUGGCAUGUAACAUUUGCAGCGCUGGAACCUACUCGAAAGAGAUCAAGGACGAUGGCCUCGGUAAGACAUUUCAAUGUUCGCUCUGUCUGCCUGGAUAUAGUCAAGAGAACACCUAUUCGACCAAAUGCGAACCAUGUGCGAGGGGCAUGGUGAGUAACAAGUUUGGCAGCACAUCGUGUGUUCCCUGUGGCGUGGGGGAGUAUCAGCCUCUACAGGCGCAGCAAAGCUGUCUGGCCUGCAAUCAGAGCCGCACCACUCAGCUCAGGGGGGCCACCAGCCCUCAGGAUUGCGUGUGCAAGAUGGAUUUCAUUGAGGACAUGGAUCUUCAGUGCAUCGCGUGUCGUGAAGGUGUUCUGUGCCCGCUGGGCAGCACGAUGUCGAAGCUCUUGAACUCCAGCGGAUCGACAGAAGAGCCGCGGAUCCAGCUGGGCUACUCCAGCGAACCAACGGCACCGUUGGACACGUAUCGCUGCCCGGACUGGGCGUGCCCCGGCGGCAUGCCCGGCGCCUGCGGCAGUGGCCUGAAAGGAGCCACCUGCGGCGCUUGCCCGGAGAAGCAGUUCUUUGCAGAGGAUUCGGGUGCCUGCACACCUUGUGCCUCUGAAUGGAUUGUUGUGUUGCUCAUCGGCGUCGCGCUCCUGGUGAGUGCUUUGGCGGGCUCCUACUACAUGCUGCCCUCCAAAUAUAGUGCAACAGCUUCUGCUAGCUUCAUGCUCUCUGCGAUGGGUGGUUUGACCGUUGCGACUUUUCAGAUCUUUGGGCUUGUAGGCGCUUCUUUGAAGGACAUGACGUACAGCAGCGCAUUUCUUGACUUCGGGGCCUUCUUUGUGCUGGACGGAAAGGCCUGGGGAGUUAGCUGUCUUGGCACCACCACUGCCACCUUUGCCAUGA
This is a messenger RNA of Cladocopium goreaui, 2211 nucleotides long. Lineage: Eukaryota; Dinophyceae; Suessiales; Symbiodiniaceae. The record is from the annotation of a GenBank genome assembly.